CCGAAUGAUAUUACAGCGGAAGUUGCUCUCGGUAGCUGUGUGUGUGUGAUUGUGGUAUUUUGAAGAAAGACACCUUUUUUUCUACUGUUAUGAUUCAUACAAGAUAACGGUGUGUAUAUGAAAAGGUCAGCCAUCUGAAGAAGGUCAGAGAGUUGGACCACGAUGUACAGUCCUACAGAUCAGUUGCAAGUGAACACAAUACAGACAGUGUCUCCAUGGGACAAUUGAUUGUCAGUUACGACUGACUACAAUUACACUUAACUGAAGACAGGCAUUUCAUAUUUUGUAAAUCAGGGACAUUAUUUUACACAAAAUGGCAUCCAGUGAGUGUGGUAUCCCUAUCAAGACAGAACUAGUCAAUAGCCCAGAUCCAGUGGAUCAAGAUUCACCAAAGCCUGAGCCAGAUGAAAAGAGUGGAAAAUCUGCCGAUUUAUCCGAGAUUGGCUGCAACACAGAAUUCUCCGACGAUGACGAUGACGACGAUGAGGAUGCUGAUGACACAGCUCCUGAGGAUGCGAGUGUUGAGCAGAGUGGACCUUCUACAGAACCUGCUGAAAAUGCAUCGUCAGCCAAAUCUGAUGACCAUAGGCCCUAUAUUUGUUCUGUGUGUAGUAAAGCCUUCAAAAAGGCUUACAAUUUAAAAGCACAUAUGGAUAUCCACACCGACGGGCAAUUACAUGCUUGUAAUUUAUGUCACAAGACGUUCAAAUCUCGCCACUAUCUACGAAAACAUCUUUCAACCCAUAAUCCUGUGAAGAAACAUGCCUGUGAGGUUUGUGGCAAGUCUUUUACCCAGAUGUCACACCUGAAGAAGCAUGAAAUGAUUCACACGGGAGAAAAACCGUAUUCGUGUACCAUUUGUGGCAUGACAUUCAACAAGACAUCUAAUUUAAACACCCACGUGCGGAGACACACAGGUGAGAGGAACCACACCUGCCCACACUGCAACAAAAACUUCGGAACAUCAAGCGAACUCCGACGUCACGUCAACAUUCAUACAAAAGAGAAAACGUAUGAGUGUGACAUAUGUGACCGAUCCUUCCUACUGUUGGGAAAUCUUCAAAAACAUGUAAAACGAUGCCAUCUUGGAGAGAAGAGAUUCUUGUGUAGUCAUUGCGACAAAACAUUUAUGUCGGCAGGGGAGCUUCAGAGGCAUAUUGCUGUCCACACAGGGGAACGUAACUUCCCGUGUGAUAUGUGUGAUAAAAGGUACUUUAGUUUAAGAGAUCUUAAAAUGCAUGUUAAAAUUCAUAUGGUGAGGGAAAGGACUGUUCCAUGUCAGGUGUGCGAGAAACUUUUUUAUGAUAAAUAUUCCCUGAAGGCACAUAUGAGGAUACACAGCACGCGGCAGUAUCAGUGUAACGAAUGCCCGAAAAGGUUUUUCAGACCGCUCGAUCUGAAGCGUCACGAGAAGACUCAUGAACCCAAACCCUUGAAGUGUCGAAUCUGUGCGAGAGUUUACACAAGGCAGAAGAGGCUUGACCAGCACAUGCUUCUACACGAGGCUGAGAGGCCAUUUGUUUGUGGCCACUGUGACAAAGCAUUCUCCAUGUCCACCCAGCUCAUGUCCCAUAUUGCUUGUAUGCAUUCCGACAAGCAGAACACCCGAUGUGAUGUGUGCCAGAGAAGUUUCAAGACUGUGGACGACCUGAGUGUACACUUUAAGGAUCACAUUAUGAAUCGAGUUCACGUUUGUCUGGAGUGCAGGAAAACGUUCGAGACCGUGGAGCAGCUUCGGGAACACCAGAAGACUCGCCCCGAGUGUGACCGUGGAGAGUCCACAUCCUCAAGCGCUAAUGAGAUGUUGGCCGAGAACUCACUCGCAGAUGGGGAUCAGGAUGAAAGUGUUCCUGAGUCUGAAACAGUGGAGGACGAGGCAUGCAAGCUGAAAGUGUAAAGAUGGGAGGAAUCUGUUACCAUGGUUACAUAUUGCGAAACAGUUCCUAAAUAUUAUUCCAAUGACAUUCGCGAUACAAAAACUACUUGAGUUCACAAACCCUAGACAGAGCUCCCAUGCAGAUUCCGAGACAGAAAAGCUAUCCUUUAUAUGCCAUCAAUGUUAAAGAGUUAACUAAUAAGGAUCGGGUAGUAACAUGUGACCUGAAUAACCAAAUGGUAUGUUACUCGUACCAGCAACAAAUAGCCUGUCUGGUCCCCACUUGAUUAGUUACCACGUUACCAGGCAAUUGUGGUGUCACCCCAAAUGCUUUGUGGGCUGGGAGCUUUAGCUUCGGGCUCUUGAUUAAAGGGACUGAGAGCUUGCAUUAUUAGUAAAUGCCUAUUUGGAUUGUAUUGUAUAAAUGAAAUCAUUUAAGGAGAAUAGUGAGAAAAUGAAAGCAAUCUCAUUAAAAUCAGAUCUUAGUUCUCGCUACUGCUAAACAAAGAUCUGAGGACAUCCCAUUAUAGGUCACGUUAGACCUUUGACUGACCAAUGGAAUGACUGACAAGAAGUCGA
Molecule: messenger RNA, 2455 nt
Organism: Haliotis rufescens (red abalone)
Lineage: Eukaryota; Metazoa; Mollusca; Gastropoda; Lepetellida; Haliotidae
Product: gastrula zinc finger protein XlCGF57.1-like
Exons: 2
Coding region: 314-1897 (527 amino acids)
Biological process (GO): regulation of transcription by RNA polymerase II
Cellular component (GO): nucleus
Molecular function (GO): RNA polymerase II transcription regulatory region sequence-specific DNA binding; DNA-binding transcription factor activity, RNA polymerase II-specific
Source: RefSeq, a predicted model, not a curated record